This is a messenger RNA of Elaeis guineensis (African oil palm), 2526 nucleotides long. NCBI's taxonomy places the organism in Eukaryota, Viridiplantae, Streptophyta, Magnoliopsida, Arecales, Arecaceae. The record is from RefSeq and is a predicted model, not a curated record.
UUCUGAGGUUGCAAGGUCUGAAACACGUGGAAACCAUCGCCCACAAGCUGUUUGGUGAUUGGCCCUAGCAGACAGGUCAUUGGGAUGAGUCCAGGAGGAGGGUUGAAAUAGGCGAAGACUCCAAGUUUUAUCCCUUCCGGUUCACAAACGACUCCCAUUCCGUGCACUUCGCUUUGGCUCAUGGAGUGCCUCCAGCUGAUGCUCCCACAGGCUCUCCACCUGCCCCGCGCUCCCUUAUCCUACUCCAGCAGGACUCCUUGGUUCUCCCCCAUCCACGCACCGCCAAGAACCAAGUGGCCUCUUUCCUCCUUCCUUGUCUGUGGAAAUCCACUGCCCUUAUCUCCGCUUUCUCUUCCCGUCCAGUUUGCGACGUCUGGGAGCCAGUCAAGUGUAAGAACUGAUCCUGAAACAGCUGAAUGGGCUAUGCAAGAUUUUUAUGCCUUGAGGAAGGAUGUUGAAGCUACAGCAGAACGUGUUGACGAGAUUAGAGCUUCUGCUGGCUUGGAACGGUUAGAAGAAGAUCUUGCUGUAUUGGAGAAGAAGGCUGCAGAUAGUUCUUUAUGGGACAAUCCAUCUAAAGCACAGGAAAUACUUCUUGCCUUGACUGAUGUCAAAGAGAAAAUCAAGCUGCUUACUGAUUUCAAAACACAGGUUGAAGAAGCUGAAACAAUAGUGAAUCUGACUGAGGAGUUGGAAUCCAUAGAUACUAGUCUACUUGAAGAGGCCUCUAAGAUCAUUCGAGAAUUAAGCAAGGCACUGGAUCGGUUUGAGCUUACAGAGCUUCUUUCUGGGCCUUAUGACAAGGAAGGGGCUGUAGUUACUAUAACGGCUGGUGCUGGGGGUACUGAUGCACAGGAUUGGGCUGAGAUGCUACUUCGGAUGUAUGUGAGAUGGGGGGAGAAGCAGCGUUAUAAGAUAAAAGUGGUUGAGAAAUCUAUGGGUGAGGAAGCUGGAAUUAAAGCAGCUACAAUUGAAUUUGAAGGGCGUUUUGCUUAUGGGUAUCUAUCAGGGGAAAAAGGAACUCACCGUAUUGUUCGUCAGUCUCCAUUCAAUGCCAAAGGUCUUCGCCAGACAAGCUUCGCAGGUGUUGAAGUCAUGCCCCUUCUUCCUGAAGAAUCAUUGGAUAUUGAAAUACCUGAAGAAGACCUGGAAAUAACCUAUUCAAGGGCUGGGGGAAAGGGAGGCCAGAAUGUGAACAAGGUGGAAACAGCUGUUCGGAUUGUUCACAUCCCCACUGGUGUCACAGUUCGUUGCACAGAGGAAAGAACUCAGCUGGCUAACAAGAUCAAGGCUCUUAGCCGUUUGAAAGCUAAACUUCUCGUCAUAGCAGAGGAGCAACGAGCCUCUGAAAUUAAACAAAUACGGGGGGAUGCAGUGAAGGCUGAGUGGGGUCAGCAGAUACGCAACUAUGUCUUCCACCCAUACAAGCUUGUGAAGGAUGUUCGAACGGGGUGUGGAACAUCGGAUGUCACUUCUGUGAUGGAUGGAGACUUGGAAGCAUUUAUCAAAGCUUAUCUCAAAUACAAAUAUACUAGUAGCAUGGGUGAAGGGAACACCAAAUGAUAAGAUUGUUCACUGAUUCCUGUCUUUUUUCAACCUGUUUAUGUGUCAUGUUCUCUACAGAGAAGACAAGAUUUACCUGCCCCUAAAAGUAGCAACUUAGUCUUCAUCACUUCAUGGUAAGCUCCACUCUGGUUAGAAAUUUCUCGGUAUAGAAAUUGGCAUAAUUUUGAACAGUUGUGUCAGGUUGAAAGCCAGUUGUGACCCUGAUCAAAAUUCAAAGGAUUGCCUUGAAUCUUGAAGCCAGCACCUUAUGAGUGCGAUAAAUGCCGUUGGCUUGUUGAUCGGUUCUCAAGCUACUCUUUUCAUAACAUUUCUCACGAUCAAGUGUCAAGAGUAGUAUUUCAAGCACGAGAAUAGCAUUAGUUUUUUUUUUUGGUAGUGAGAAUAGCAUUAGUUUAAUAGUGUGUAUCUAGCCUGGUCUAAAACAUGGAUUGCAUCUACCUCUCUGUGGAUUUAGAUGAGCUGAUCAUGGUUUUAAUUUCAUGUUGCCUUGGGUCUUAGCAUGGUUGGAUGUACACGAUAGUGAGGCACUAUUGGGUGCAGUGUAUAUAUCCUGUUAAUCACUGUCGUUUACCAUCCAACUGCCAAUAGGUGCUAACUCAACUGCAUCCUUUUUUUUAGGUGGUGCUUAACAUGUCAAUCAUUUCAUGUAGUAGGUAUUAAUAAAACAGGAAUGGCUUACAUCCUCUGAAUAGUGCAAAAGUAUGCCACCUUGAAAAAGGAAGAGAAAAACAAAUGAAGUAAAUGAAGUCUCGACGGUGAUCUGGAACUGCAAGUGAUGAAUCAGGCAUGGGGCCUAAAUUUAGUGUAGAACAGUUUUGAAUCUUGGGUUUAGUCGUGAGGUCAAACCUCAUUCACUUGAUGGCUUGAGUCUGUAGCAGGUCUAGUCUGUGUUUAAUGGUGUAAGGUUAUGUUUCUUGAGCUAAUUUGGUUUGAAUAUGAUAAUUCUUUCCAAAAAAAAAA